Molecule: messenger RNA, 741 nt
Organism: Parnassius apollo (apollo)
Lineage: Eukaryota; Metazoa; Arthropoda; Insecta; Lepidoptera; Papilionidae
Source: the annotation of a GenBank genome assembly
AUGGGCCAUGUGGAGAAAAUCGAUAAAACUAUUAUUAUAAAUAGUGAACUAAAAAAUAUGUGGAACACACUUCUUACGCAAGGGUUAGACGAAAAAUCAAUUGAUGAAAUUUUAAAAACAUUUCCAUUAAUUAAAGAUUGCCUUACGUUACCUCCAAACCUCAAUCCAGAAAUAAAGAUUACCCUGUCACCCCAGGCAUUAAAAAGAGAUGAACACAUUUGCCAUAAACAAAAUAUUAUUGGAUAUGUAAUCUGUGGCCUCACACAAAUAUUAACAAAAAUGUUGGAGAAGGACACAGAAAGUGACACAACAGAAUACAUAGGAAACUGCAUUAGACUAUUAUGUCAUGUACAUUACAAAGAGUCUCAGACUCGAAGAGCAGUCAUUUUACCUGGUGUAAAUAAAAAACUUAAGGAAACCUUAGAAAAAACACUGAUCACCAAUUAUUUAUUUGGAAAUGAUAUCACUAAUAUAUUAAAGGAAAACAAAAACUUAGAGAACUCUGCUAAGGACCUGAAGCCUUUAAACAAUUGGGGCCCGUCCUCGAACAGGAAGCAGGGCGGGCGAGACAAUACCAGACAAUACAACACCAGACAAGACAACACCAAGCGGCCAAAAAACAAGCCUUCGACAGUGAAGUAUACUAUGACGCAACGCCAUCAACAUCAACGACAACAAUUAAGAUCGUUGACAAGGCAUCCCUCCAGGACAACACAACCACAGCGGCAUCAUCGGGAAUAG